Micropterus salmoides (largemouth bass) is the source of this 1721-nucleotide messenger RNA. RefSeq names its product mitochondrial ribosome recycling factor (gene mrrf). The record is from RefSeq and is a predicted model, not a curated record. The transcript has 7 exons. Lineage: Eukaryota; Metazoa; Chordata; Actinopteri; Centrarchiformes; Centrarchidae. Bases 172 to 936 code for a protein of 254 amino acids. Gene Ontology annotation, molecular function: ribosomal large subunit binding. Gene Ontology annotation, cellular component: mitochondrion. Gene Ontology annotation, biological process: translation.
UAGCUGAAGUUAACGGCAGUGUGGUGUUUAGGAAAGCACGUUGUUACGUUUUUGUUAGUUUUUUGCCCGUGGUAUCUGCAGGAGAAGGCUGUAUAUACGCGCCCCACAUCACCGACCUUCACACAGCUUCACUUACAUAAAGUGUUCAGACCUGUCAGCUGUCUUACACUUAUGGCUUUGAACGUGCUGCGACCACUGCUUUGUCAGGCCCUGGGGCGACAGGUCCGGUCUCCCCUCGUGGCCACCUCCAGGGCCAGUGCACCACAUCUGUACCCCAGCAUCACCUGCUACCCGGCUGCAUGCACCAGGCUGUAUGCCACCAAGAAGGCCAAAGCCAAGGCAAAGGGCCAGUCGGCUAAGGUGAACAUUAAUUCGGCUCUAGUGGAGGACAUCAUCAGUCUGGAUGAAGUGAAGGGGGACAUGACGGCUGUUCUUAAUGCACUCAAAGAUGACUUCACACGCAACCUCAGCAUCCGAACCUCACCAGGAGCUCUGGAUCACAUUGUGGUGACGACUCAAGAUGGGAAGUUCCCUCUCAACCAGCUGGGUCAGAUCUCCAUGAAAUCACCCCAGCUCAUUAUGGUCAACAUGAGCAGCUUUCCAGAGGCUACAGCGGCUGCCACUCGUGCCCUGAGAGAGAGUAGUAUGAACCUUAACCCAGAGGUGGACGGGACGAUCGUCAAGGUGCCUGUUCCCAAAGUAACGCGGGAACACCGAGAGAACCUCGCCAAGCUGGCCAAACAGUUCAGCAACAAGGCUAAAGACUCACUGAGGAAGGUGCGAUCUAAUGCUGUCGCACAAGUCAAAAAGGCGAAGGAGGGACACUCGGAGGACACCAUACGACUUGUAGAAAAACAGAUCCAGCAGAUGUCAGACAACAUUGCAGUGGACAUUGACAAACAGCUUGCAGCCAAGACCAAGGAGCUGUUAGGGUGACUGUGACGUUUGAAAGAGCAUUGUAUUUUUAUGUUGUUUUUGAUACUGUAUCAUUUGGUUGUUGCUGAACCUACAGAUGGACACAUAGAAGCAACAUGUCAUUCUUAUUGUGGUUAUAAAAGAGGGUGACUCAAUCGAGUUGGGGAGGUAGCUUUUGAUGAGUGGAACAGUCUGUAAGAUUUAUACAGAGGAGCGAGACUCGGCCACUGUUGUACAAGUUCUGGUGCUCCAGGCAGAAACUGGGCUUUGGUUCCUGCCCUCAUCAAUGGCAAUUAUGUGCUCUUCACUGCUGGGUGAUAUCUGUGUUUGACCGUCAGUGCAUAAACAGAAAUUGUCACGGAAACAACAACGAAAGACUGCCAGUCACCUCCCUCCUCCCUUGUUACUCUUCCUGUCUUCAAACAAACACCAACUGAGGGACAAAUGGACUUUUAAUGGGAUUUGUGGGCCUCCUCCUAAUCAAACCCCUUGCCACAAGGGCUGUCUGUUUAUAUAAAACAAGCGCACCCGUCUGAAUGUAAACUGGCUGCGGGUUGGUCUUGGUGGCAAGAGCAAGAGAGAGAGAGAAAGGGAGAGAGAGUAUGUUCCAGAGACGCAGGAUAUGAUUAGCGUGUUGCCAAACAUUUGUUUCACAUUGAUUCAAAGUCUGUUAAAAAAUGCACUUAAAAAAAGGGGCCUUUAAUUUCUGCCCAUGUCUACGAUUGAUAGUACAGCUGUUCUCUCGACAAUAAAGUCAGGGAACUAACAUUAUUGAUGGACUCCAUUAAAGAAACACUGCUUUGUAC